This is a messenger RNA of Symbiodinium necroappetens, 1440 nucleotides long. NCBI's taxonomy places the organism in Eukaryota, Dinophyceae, Suessiales, Symbiodiniaceae. The record is from the annotation of a GenBank genome assembly.
AUGGAAGCCGAGGAUGGUUUUUCCCGCAAGGAAUCCCGCUGCGGACCGUGCGUGUGGUUUGAUGGGACCUCGUGGCACGACUCGACAACCAGCCCGUGGAUAGAUCCCGAGGGGGAUCUCGAGGAGGAUGCAGACGAAGAGAAAUGCGUUGCCGAGGAUGACGGCGAUGCUGCUACGGAGUGGGACGAUGAGGAGUGGGCCGAAGAUUCCGGCGAUGCCGAGGAAUUGGCCGGCAAUAUUUGUGCCAACGCUGGGCAUUGGGCUGCAGAUGGCAGUGAUGCCGCCGAGAAGUUGGCCGAAGAUGCAGGCGAUGCCGGCAAGUGGGCCGAAGAUCCAGGCGAUGCCGGCAAGUGGGCCGAAGAUCCAGGCGAUGCAGAGUGGGCCGAAGAUCCAGGCGAUGAGGAGUGGGCCGAAGAUGCACGCGAUGCCGCUGAGUGGGCCGAAGAUCCCGAUGGCGAUGCCGCUGAGGAGUGGGCGGAAGAUCCUGUCGGCGAUGCCGCUCAGGAGUGGGCGGAAGAUCCUGUCGGCGAUGCCGCUCAGGAGUGGGCGGAAGAUCCUGUCGGCGAUGCCGCUCAGGAGUGGGCCGACGAUCCUGUCGGCGAUGCCGCUCAGGAGUGGGCCGGCGAGGAUGGCGACGAUGCCGCUCAGGAGCGGGCCGGCGAGGAUGCCGGCGAUGGUGAGGAGUGGACCGGCGAGGAUGCCGGCGAUGGUGAGAAGUGGACCGGCGAGGAUGCCGGCGAUGCCGAAGAUCCGGUCGGUGACGCCGCUGAGGAGUGGGGCGAAUCCGGCGAUGCCACUGAGUGGGUUGAGGGGGAUCCCGAUGCCGUGCAUGCAUCCGAGUCAGAUUGGAUCACGUGGCCGAAAAUGAAUCAGGUUGUGCCAAAGGACUAUCCUGAUGCAGCGGAGACGGAGCGGCUGGGUACAUUUUGGAAGAAGUACGUGACCCCAAAGGUGCCACCCGCCGAGCACGAGCCCCAAACCGAGCCGAAGCAGAACACCCAGGACCUUAUCUGGCGACUGCAGAAUAACACCACGGACGAGGAAAUGCUGGCGAUCCUCAAGAAGCUCAAGGACUCCAAAGAGUCGACUGAUUCCUCGACAGCUCCGAAGCUGGGUGCCAAGAGCAGCGAUGAGCAGGCUGGUCGAGGGCGAGCCGCCGACCUCGAGAUCUUUCCCGCUCGGAGGCUCCCUUCGAAUCUACGCCAGUGUGAGAAGCAGACCAUGCAACUUCGAAGCAAUUUACUCGGCACAGGACGUUUUGGGCCACGACCCAAUGACCUAGACUUUCUCGAAGCCUUCGCAGGAGAACACCUCCUCUUCUCUGCGGCCAAGUUUUAUGGCAUGCGUGCCCAUGCCAUCGACGUAGCCUAUUCGAGGAAGCUUGAUGUGUUGACCGCCUUCGGCUUCCUAGUGCCAGAAGACUUCGGCCGCAAGGCGUAG